AAAAUGAGUUAAGGAAUGAAUAAUAAUUCUCAAUUACCGCUUAUGAGUAUUCCACAAGAUUUGGAUAUUUACUAAAUGAUUUUGAGGUAUGGCAAUGAUCUUAUUUAUAACAUACUAAUAAAUUAUUGAUAUCCGUAUAUUUAUUUGAUAGGCUUAUGAUUAUAUUAGUUAACAGCAACAUCCAUUGUAUAAAGCAUUACUUACUUCCAAAUUAUAAUAGCUAUGUUAAGCAUAGCUACUGCAAAAUCUACCCUAAAGUUUGAACUUUAACAAUUCCUCCAAGGAUCUCUUUCCGAUCCCCAAUAUGCUAAGUAAGCUAACAUUUAUAUCCCUGUCUCUCAUUUAUAUACCAUAUAUAUGAAUUAUUUGCCAUAAUUAUGUAGAUGUCCUGUCAAUGAAUAAACCGAUGGAACUGGAUCAAUACUUUUCCAAUUCAACACAAUUUUUGUAAUAGGCCAACUUCCUGAGCCCAUUUUCUGUGCAACAAAUGAAUUUCAACUAAAAGUAAAAAAACAACGUUGAUAAUCCAAUUACAGUUGAUGACGAUGAACCAUAACAAGAUUAAAAAAAAUGUCACAAUCCACUAUGCAAGAAUGUGGGUGACAAAAAGAUUAAGUCAAAAAAGAAUGAUGUCUUAUUCUUUUGUGAUAAAUGCUCCAAAUUAUAUAAUAAAGGAAACUAUUGUGAUUUUUGUGAAUAAGUACCAAUUUUCAUCUAACUUUUUAAAGGUUUAUGGGUCCUAUGAUGAUGAGGCAGGCUGGAUCCAAUGCGAUACUUGUCAAAAGUGGGUAACAAGAUUGUUUUAUAAAUUAGAAUCAUAUUGCAUGUGAAUAAAAAAAUAGGAAUUAAAAUAUUCAAAUAGAAUUUGAGACUAGUCAAUAUCAUUGUUUGAGUUGUUCCAAAAAUAUCAAGAAACCUAAAAUAAUUAAAAAAGUUGAAGAACCUCCAGUCGUGAAAUAACGUGCAAUUAUAGAAUAAGAAGAUUGUAGAAACAGGGAAAAAAACAUUACUUUUGUUGCAACCAAAGAUAAUAAAAUUUAAUACAGUAUUCAAGAGAAUCUAAAUUAUAGCAUUUCGAUUCAAUUUAAUGGAUGAUGAAAUCAAGUAAGAUUUAGAUUAAUUGAGAAAUUCAACAAAAAAAAAACCAAAAAUUUAAUAAUCAUCUCCACCAAAAAUCUAAUAAAACACCCAAACUUAAUAACCUACUCAAACUCAAUAGCAAUAAACCCAAUAAGAAGUAAAAUAUUUUUAAUCACACUUAGAGCUAAGAGACUUCAUUCGCCAAUAGAAAUUUAAGAAGAAGAAUUAAUUAAAAAAUCAACUAUAGAGAUUUGAUUGGGGAGUAUUGA
Messenger RNA from Paramecium octaurelia, 1349 nucleotides. NCBI's taxonomy places the organism in Eukaryota, Ciliophora, Oligohymenophorea, Peniculida, Parameciidae. The record is from the annotation of a GenBank genome assembly.